CACGAUGGAGUCACAAUACAAGUUUUUUAUGUAUUUUCCUGUCGCCCAAAUAUCGAGUUUAUCAGACGCAGCAAACUACACAACGCUUCCUCAGCGAAAGAACGUCUACCUCGGGGAGACUCUCCAGUUUCUGCUGGUGUUGCGGUCUCGGGGCUUAACGGACAGGGACGAUGGUGCUCUGUCUUGGAAGGACCUGGGGGGUUCUUUGUGCGCUCUGGCGAGCGUGUGCGCCGCGGAGAGCUGGCGGCUGACACCGGCUGUGUGACCGCAUGACCAGCUGCAGUGAAGACAGCGAGGAUGUAGAGUCCGAGGAUGUAGAGUGUAGGACCGCAGAACAGAGCGGAAGAAGACUGGGGGACAAGCAGACCUUCACACAGUGUAACCAACUUGUCAGUCAUAAAUGCUCACCCAGUAGUGCAGCGAUGCACAACGACACAGAACAAGCCAAGUCUGCUUGGGUGUUGGAAGACCAGCUUAUCUUCUGUCUCACUGUCUCUUUGGACAAGCUGCCAGUCAGUACACGUAAAGCCAAGAUUGUAGUCACUGUGUGGAAGCAGAUGGAGGAAAAUGCAGAAUUAAGGGAGCUUGGCUACCUGACUCUGCUGCAGUUUAGGAGUCCAACCUGCACCUUCAGACAAGAUCUUAGCACCUUCAAGACACAAGUGAUGAACUGCAGCUCACAGGACAGAAUGUGUGUCAAAGAUGUGAAGAUUCUUCCAAACUAUAACUCGUCUUACCUUCCCAUGAUGCCUGAUGGCUCAGUUCUCGUAGUCGAGGACGUCUGCCACCAGUCAGCGGAGAUCACCAUGGCUUCAUUCUGUCGGAUAGACAACAAAUCAUCACAUCUACCUUGUAUGCUCAGUGCCCUGGAGGAGCAGACCUUCAUUUUUCAGCUGCAGCUACAAGAGAAAGAAGAACAGCAAUCCAGCAAGGGUUUGGAAGUCCCAUUGUUGGCUGUCCUACAGUGGCACAGUCCAGUACAUCCUGCCAUGAGAUGCAUCUCUACUUGUUACUCGAUACCCAGUGUUCACUUAAAUCGUCCAGAGUUGGUGAUGAUGGCGUCUGCCCAAGGACCGUCAGGCCUCAACAACACUUCUGGGAGGAAGUCAGGAUCCAGUGUGGGAGCGGUUGUGUGCCAGUCUCCACUCAACAACCUGGGCCAGUGUCAGGUGUUCCAAGGUGUCCACCUGGAGGAAACCCUGGGGCUGACCCAAGACAAACUGGUCAGGCGCUAUGGUGGAGCUCCAGACAACAACCUCUCCUGCAGGAACUGUUAA
Molecule: messenger RNA, 1277 nt
Organism: Oreochromis niloticus (Nile tilapia)
Lineage: Eukaryota; Metazoa; Chordata; Actinopteri; Cichliformes; Cichlidae
Exons: 10
Coding region: 270-1277 (335 amino acids)
Biological process (GO): cilium assembly
Cellular component (GO): TRAPPII protein complex
Molecular function (GO): alpha-tubulin binding
Source: RefSeq, a predicted model, not a curated record